AUGGAGGAGCGAAGCUGCACAAAGAGCGAAGGAAGCGGAAAGAAGAUAUUUGUGGUUGUUGGAAUGGCAGGCAGCGGAAAGACAACGUUUUGCCAACGGCUGUACUCAUGGAUUUCGCAAGAGAGAUGUAGCAUUGAUAAAUGCACAGGGCUGAACUCGAGGAUAUACUCCAUGAAUCUUGAUCCUGCAGUGGUCAACUCGAAGAUGCCGCUGAAUCUCGACAUACGGGAUGUGGUGGACUACCAUGAAGUGAUGGAGAAAUACAAUUUAGGGCCGAAUGGAGGAAUUACGACGUGCUUGAACCUGUUCAUGCUUGAUAUUGGAAAGUAUUUGAACGAGAUGAAUGCAGAGUAUGUGAUUGUGGACACGCCUGGGCAGAUUGAGGCGUUUACUUGGUCCUCGCCAGGAUAUGUGUUGAUUGAGGCGUUGAAGGGAGUUGGAGAAGUAGUGGUUGUGUAUGUGGUUGAUUCGGUUGCAUCCCACAGGCCUGCGGUUUUUAUGUCGAAUAUGAUGUAUGCAGCAUCGCUGAUGUGCAGAUAUGAAAGUGAAGUGCUGUGUGUGUUCAAUAAGAAGGACCUGGAGGGAAGUGAAAGGCUGAAUGAAUGGAUUCGGGAUUAUGAGAAGUUCCAGCAGUCGUUGGACAACGAGGACAUGUUUUCACCGAUACUUGGGUCGAUGGCGCUGCACUUUGAGGAGUUUUACAACACGGUGAAGACUGUUUCUGUGUCCUCGUAUACUGGAGAGGGACGAAGCGAGUUUUUUGAUGCCGUAGGCAUAAGCACGGCUGUUUGA
Molecule: messenger RNA, 792 nt
Organism: Ordospora pajunii
Lineage: Eukaryota; Fungi; Microsporidia; Ordosporidae
Product: GTPase
Exons: 1
Coding region: 1-792 (263 amino acids)
Molecular function (GO): GTPase activity
Source: RefSeq, a predicted model, not a curated record